Molecule: messenger RNA, 4132 nt
Organism: Scophthalmus maximus (turbot)
Lineage: Eukaryota; Metazoa; Chordata; Actinopteri; Pleuronectiformes; Scophthalmidae
Gene: vasnb
Product: vasorin b
Exons: 3
Coding region: 331-2409 (692 amino acids)
Cellular component (GO): plasma membrane
Molecular function (GO): protein binding
Source: RefSeq, a predicted model, not a curated record
CUCUCCUCUGUGCUCGACAAUAAAGCGCUUUUUGUCCGGGGAGUCGGCACUCGAGCGCAUUCCACGACGUGGAGGUUGGCGUACCUCUCUCUCUCUCCGAGGAUUUGGUGAGGACCGUGUGAGUUUGAGAGGUACACACAGUUUGGUUUUUUUCGUUGGAGGGGAGAGAGCGCACAUUCGGAAAACUACAAGGGCUGGAGUAAUAUCGCCGAGCUGCUCCGCCUGGAUACAGACACCGGCACCCCCUCGAAGUUCAGGGUAGGAAGGGAGACGUCCAAUCAGGAAAAGUGGAGCUGGAUUAGAGGAGGAAGCUUCUUCACUGGGCUGGGCAUGGAGAGAGAACAAGUCUGCACCAUGAAGUUCUCCAUGACUCUACUGGUGCCUUUUCUACUCUUCCUCAUCCUACCUGAUGGCAUCCUGUCCAGCGACUGCCCAAAGGAUUGUAGCUGUUCCACACCAGAGUCUAUCUUAUGUUUUCAGAGACGCUCCUCUUCCAUUCCCAAAGGAGUGCCCCAAUUCACAAAAAGUCUCUACCUCUUUGCCAAUGGCAUUGAGGGCUUGACAGCUAAGGACUUUGAUGGUAUGGAGAACCUGGAAAUGCUGGACCUCAGUCAAAACAAAUUGACGGAAAUUCCUGAUAGGGUGUUUGAACCUUUGACCUCUUUGAGAAACCUGGAUUUGUCAUCCAACCAGAUCAGCCACAUUUCAGAGGAAUGCUUCCAGGGUAUGGCACUGCUUGAGCGCCUUUAUUUGUAUAGCAAUCUCAUCAAGACCAUUCACCCUGCAGCCUUUAAUGGCUUGGAGAACCUGCUGGAACUCAAAAUUCAGGGAAACCAGUUGACAUCCCUACCCGCUCUCUCAAUGCCCCAUUUGCUGCUGCUGGACCUUCGCUUUAAUGUCUUACACACCUUGGGUCCCUCAGACCUCCAAACCCCAAACCUGGAGUCACUCAAAUUGGGUGGUGUGGGACUAACAAGCCUGGAUAAGGAGCUAAUUGGUAAUCUGAAGAACCUCCAUGAACUAGACAUCUCAGGAAACCAAAUUGAGUCCUUUCCCUCAGUGCUAAAGGAGACCCAGGGGCUGAUUCACCUCAGCCUGGCGGGGAACCCGAUGGGUCCUCUUAAGGUUCAGGACCUGAAGAAACUUGGGGAGCUUCAGGAGUUGGACAUCAGCAGCCUCAGUCUGCAGGGUCUACCUGAAGAGUUCUCCCAGCUCUUCCCCCAUCUCAGAAAGCUCACAGUAGCAGAGAACCCCUUCAACUGUCUUUGCACCUUAGCUUGGUUCCCAAGAUGGCUGAGAGCCCAAAGCAUCACCCUGGAGAGAACAGAGGAAACCCGCUGCCAUUUCCCACCUAUUAAUGCUGGGAGGGUAUUGGAAAGACUGGAGCACAGGGAUUUUGGCUGUCCUACCACAACUACAGUCACCACUAGUACUGUCAAAACUUCUACAACCCUGCCUGUUCCUGUCACUACCUUGCUGAGCACGACUGAAGCUGUUCAAGUCCCUAGGGCCAGUGAUGAACCCACAGAUCAAGAUGAUGACUUUCCUCUGCCCCCUGUUCCUGCAUCCCCCAGUACCAGCAGCAUGGACCUAGGAGAGGAUCAGCAUUUCUGUCCCUCUCACACCUGUCUGAAUGGGGGUGUUUGUCGUUUGGACCAGCAUGGUCAGGUGGAGUGCACGUGUCCAAAAGGCACUUCUGGCUUAUAUUGUGAAGUACUAAAUCACCAACCUUCACCACCUGAAGCUGCAUUCCCCAUGGCAACUGUGAUUGCAGAUACAUCAGACAUUAGCUCACAUGAAGUGACGGCAACCUCAAUCCUGGUGGACCUUCACCACUACAUUGAAAUGCGGCCUUACAUCCGUGGAAUUCGCCUGACCUACCGCAAUCUCUCUGGGCCAGACCGGAGACCGAUUCAACUCAGCCUGCCUGCAUCCUUCCCAGAGUACAGACUCAGAGGCCUCAAGCCCAACUCCACUUACACAGUGUGUGCCAGUCCACUAGGUGCACCUAGUGGUAUAGACAGUGUGUGCACUGAGGCCCAUACAGCCCCUGAAAUCAUCAGCAGCCCUGAUGCACAGGUUACUGACCCAAGGCUGACCACUAUGCUGGUGCCUGCAGUUGCCAUCUUGCUUUUGCUGGUACUGAUAGCAAUAGCACUGGGAGUGGUAUGCUAUCUUCGCAGAAAGAGGGCUAAGGGGCACUUGGACCUAGACUGUGAGCCUUCCCAGCUAGAGUUGGAUGGGGUUAAGGAUGGUUUGGACAAUGGGGCACUGCCUCAAAAACAGCCACAAAUUAUGAUCCCUGAACCUGCUGUUCAGAAUGGAAAUCUGGAAUAUGAGGUGUUGCUACUACAGGAUCACUGUACAUCAAAUAACAAUAUGUCUUCACACAAGCCUUCCUACUUUUGACAAAUAUUUUUGACUACUCUGACUUAAAGGAGGAUUUGUCAUUCUUCAGCUCUGUUUUCCCGCCGGUUGAAAUACAGAGAGCUGCAACUGCUGUUGUGAAAGUGGAAGACACAGUGAGCCAACCAGCAAAAAAGAAACUGGACAUGUAUUUAACAAUGCCACCUGUUUGUCUAAGUAGACAUUAAACAAGUUCAAAAACAUUUGUUUGGACAUCAAUAGCAUUGAAAGUGCCUUCAUUUACAUGCUGCAUCCUGCUUUAAAAAUAUUUCAUCACUCACACCGCUGGACUGGCAACCUCUCAGCUUCCAAGCCAAGACAUUGCAACUGAUAAUGUGUUGUCAUUUGCUGAAACCUUGGGACAUACAGUAGUGAGCUCUCCUUUUUGUUCAUAAAGGAGUGUGCACUGAAAUGGGAUUGUGCUGCCUUUUCCCCGACACAUCAACUCAGCAAAGCACUAUCAGCAAUUAUUUUGCUGCAGGUUGUAACUCUUCAGUUCUACCCCAAAGAGAUCAGUGCUUCCUGUGAAUUAACUUUCAGAACAAAUGAAGUCGUGCAGAGAAAAUAUGUGAUGCUUGUAUUGCUUUAUUUGGCUCUAAAACUCUUUGUUUUGUUUUUUGUAUGUAUGUACAGUAUGUAUGAAUGUUUUUUAUACCGGUGAUAUUUUUAUUGUGCAAAAUUGGGACUGUUAACAUCCCUCAAUACCCUCCACCCCCACCUCUUGUGACUAACAGACAAAACAGCAGAUUAAAAUCUUUGAAGAUUAAAACUCGUUUGGUACCAGCAAAGUCAAUCAAAGGGCUUUGCCCCCAGAAUGUCAGACAGUCUAAGUAGAUGUGAGUCUGGACAGACUCAAGACUAAAUCCCCCUUCUCUAUUCUGAAGCCCUCAGCCUGUUUCACCACCACAAAGGGAGAAGGUAAGCAGGAUUACAAAAGGUACAGCGGGAGGCAGUACUGAACCCCUUCUGUUUUACUGCGGCACUGAAUUUUACAUAGUUUAGAACUCACCUAAAUUACCGUAAACACUCGUGACUACGCUGGAGCAAAAUAGAACUUAAGAGACUUUAUUUCCCUUUUAUAUUCACCGUAAGGGAAACUCUGUUUCAUCCCUCAACCACAAUUCAUGAACAACAUAGUACUUGGCCUGUGCACAAUUUCUCCUUGGCAAGAAGAGUCACAGUUUUGCUCGAUUACAUCGAACUUUACUAUGGAAAGGCCAGGCGCACAGAGUUUAUAUUGUUUUAGAGAGGACAAUGAGACUUGCAAAGUGGUUGAAGAGUGUGUGUUCAUCUGAUAACUGCUGUGAUCAUUCUAGUACAUGUUCUGGCUUGUGCAAAGACCUGCAGACGUCAAGUUACUAUCAGUGUGCCCACAUGCCUAGGAGUGCAUUAAGCUCCGAACAACUGUACCUGUAAACAUACACACCAAAGACACAUCUGUGAACGUCUGUUAAGUUACUAGUUAAGUUUACAUAAUUAACAGUUUCAUGCUAACAAAAUAUCUUUAGAACCCACACAAGAAAAACAAUCAACCAAUGCAACUGGAAUAUUUGUCUGUAAAAUAGAAUACAUUGAAGAUGACCAAAAGUAUUUUCGAUGUGAUUGUUAAUUUUUCCCUGUUUAUUUUGGGAAGCUCUAUGUUGUUUGUUUUUGUAAUUAUGUGAACUUAUUUGUACAAGUGGAAAAAAAAGUGAUACUAUCAUUAAAUGAAUAUCCAAAAAUAAAA